AUUAAAAAAAAAAAAAAAAAAAAAUUAAACGCCUGUCAUCCUUUCCGGCGAAGCAAAUUCAAUUUUUUAAUAAAUUGUGAUUUAAAUUGAGUUUAUUGACAAAGUGCAUUUGAAUAAAGUAUUAUAUUUCAUCAAAAAUGGCUCGCCGUUAUGAUACAAGAACAACAAUAUUUUCACCCGAAGGAAGAUUGUAUCAAGUUGAAUAUGCUAUGGAAGCCAUCAGUCAUGCGGGCACAUCGCUCGGGAUUCUUGCCACUGAUGGGAUCUUGCUGGCAGCAGAGCGAAGGAACACCAACAAACUCCUGGAUGAAGUUUUCUUCUCAGAGAAGAUAUACAAACUAAAUGAAGAUAUGGUCUGCUCUGUUGCUGGUAUCACUUCUGAUGCGAAUGUUCUGACUAAUGAACUAAGACUGAUUGCGCAGAGGUAUUUACUGCAGUAUGGAGAGUCAAUACCAUGUGAACAACUUGUAUCCUGGCUCUGCGAUGUUAAACAGGCUUAUACACAGUAUGGAGGUAAAAGACCUUUUGGAGUAUCAAUCCUGUAUAUGGGGUGGGACAAACAUUAUGGCUAUCAGCUAUAUCAGUCGGACCCUAGUGGCAACUAUGGAGGCUGGAAAGCUACCUGCAUAGGAAAUAACAGUGCUGCUGCAGUAUCGAGUCUGAAACAAGAAUACAAGGAAAAUGAAACAACUUUGGCCGAAGCACAAGCCUUGGCUAUUAAAGUACUCAGCAAGACGUUAGACAUGACUAAACUCACCCCAGAGAAAGUGGAAAUGGCAACUCUUACACGCAAAGACAAUAAAACUGUUAUAAGAGUCCUCUCAAGUGCUGAAGUUGAGAAAUUGAUUGCCAAUUUCGAAAAGAGUGAAGCUGAAGCCGAAGCUGCCAAGAAACUUCAGCCUAAAUCGUAACUUUGUCAUAUUGGAUAUAAGGUUCUAUUAAUUGCACAUUAAAUAUUUUACAUGAAACAA
Bicyclus anynana (squinting bush brown) is the source of this 971-nucleotide messenger RNA. It is a transcript of the gene Prosalpha3, whose product is annotated as proteasome subunit alpha type-4. The record is from RefSeq and is a predicted model, not a curated record. Bases 138 to 911 code for a protein of 257 amino acids. Lineage: Eukaryota; Metazoa; Arthropoda; Insecta; Lepidoptera; Nymphalidae. Gene Ontology annotation, cellular component: cytosol; nucleus; proteasome core complex, alpha-subunit complex. The transcript has 6 exons. Gene Ontology annotation, biological process: ubiquitin-dependent protein catabolic process.